CCUCCUCCUCCUCUGUUUCUCUCUCCAUCAUCUUUUCUUUUCAGUUUAUCAUCAUGGAGAACGAGUCGGCGAUCUUCAGGGAUGGGCAGGGCAGCUCCCAGAAUACAAUCUGAAACUCUGAGACCUCUCCCUCCCCUGCAGGAUUACUACACUUUAACUACAGUAUUACUACACAAAAUACUUUGUAGUUUACUCUGAAGCAUUCUACAAGAGGAACUACAAUAUAAACUUCUCCGUCUGCUGCAGAAAGUACCCAUCCUGCUGCUACUACAGGAUUACAACACAUCACAUCUUCAUCCAAUCAAAACCUAACAGAGACGCAGGAAGCAGGCACCCCAGGCUGCACCAGGACCCGAAACCAAAGAAAUCACUGGACCAGGGAGCCAAACCAAAGCAGGGCCAAGCCAGACCAGAAGAGACCAGUAGAACUCAGUAAAGGAAAACUGGAAAAGUUUGAUGGGACUCCUGACGAUAGCCACAUGCCUCUGAGUCCGGCUGCUGACACCAAACAUGAUCGCCCGCGGCAACAGGCGGUUACAAACGGCAACCCGACAGGCUCUGCUGUUGCCAGGGACGACGAGGGGGAGGACACACCCACAGGAAACAGCAUCGUCGUCCGCAUCGGCAUCCCGGACCUGCAGCAGACGAAGUGUUUGCGGUUGGACCCAGAGUUACCAGUUUGGACCAGUAAGCAGAGGGUUCUGGUGACGUUGACUCAGUCUCUAUCGGAUGUUUUGAACUAUGGUCUCUUCCAGCCGGCGUUCAACGGCCGAGCCGGAAAGUUUCUGGACGAGGAGCGGCUGCUGAAGGAGUAUCCUCUCCCGCCCAUCACGCCCAUCCCAUACCUGGAGUUUCGUUACAAGAGGAGAGUUUACACCCAGAGCUACGUGGACGACAAACAGCUGGCAAAGCUGCACACCAAGGCCAAUCUGAAGCGCUUUAUGGAACAUGUUCACCAGAAGAAUGUGGAGAAGGUCUCCAAGUGGUUGGAAAAAGGCCUGGACCCCAACUUCCACGACUCUGAGACCGGAGAGUGUCCUCUGACCCUGGCCGUGCAGCUGGAGGAGAGCUGCGAUCUGAUUAAAGUUCUUCGCAAUGGAGGAGCUCACCUGGACUUCAGGACCAGAGACGGCAUCACCGCCCUGCACCGGGCCGUGCUCUGCAGGAAUAGCGCCGCCCUCACCACUCUGCUGGACCUCGGGGCGUCUCCGGACUACAAGGACAGCAGAGGCCUCACGCCGCUCUAUCACUCGGCCAUGGUGGGCGGCGCCCCCUACUGCUGUGAGCUGCUGCUGCAGGACCACGCCACCAUCGGGAUGACAGAUGAGAACGGGUGGCAGGAAAUCCAUCAGGCAUGUCGCUAUGGCAACGUGCAGCACUUGGAGCACCUGCUGUUCUAUGGCGCCGACAUGAGUUCCCAGAAUGCAUCAGGAAACACCGCACUGCACCUCUGCGCUCUGUACAACCAGGACAGCUGCGCCCGAGUGCUGCUGUUCAGAGGAGCCAACAAGGACAUCAAGAACUACAACAACCAGACGGCCUUCCAGGUGGCGAUCAUUGCCGGGAACUUCGAUCUGGCAGAAAUCAUAAAGAUCCACAAAUCUUCUGACGUUGUUCCCUUCAGAGAAACUCCCUCCUAUACGAAGCGGCGCCGGGUGGGCGUGACCCGGACGACGGCGGGAAACGGCCUGUCAUCUCCUCGCUCCCUGAUUCGCUCGGCCAGCGACAAUGCUCUGGAAAGCCCCGCCUCCUCACCUGGUCCCUCCCUCCAAAGCCUGGAGACGCACCACGACACUCACACGCACUCGCUACGCCGACACACACGCCGACUCAGCCCCAGCGGUGGAGGUCAUGUGGAGACCAGUCCUCCCUCCUCACCUCCCCUGACCCCACAGAUGAGGAAGAGGAGGCUGUACAGCGCCGUGCCGGGACGCACCUUCAUCGCCACCCGAUCCCACGUCCCCCAGGGGCCCGGAGAGAUCCAGCUGCACCGAGGAGAGCGGGUCAAAGUUCUCUCCAUAGGUGAAGGAGGAUUCUGGGAAGGAAGCGUUAAAGGCCGAACCGGCUGGUUUCCUGCCGACUGCGUUGAAGAAGUCCAGAUGAGACAAUAUGACCCGAGACUGGCGACGAGGGAGGACCGCACCAAGAGACUGUUCAGACACUACACUGUAGGAUCCUAUGACAACUACACCUCCUACAGCGACUACGUGAUCGAGGAGAAGACGGCCGUGCUGCAGAAGAGGGAAAGCGAAGGAUUUGGCUUCGUCCUCAGAGGAGCUAAAGCUGAGACGCCCAUCGAGGAGUUCGCUCCGACCCCGGCGUUUCCCGCCCUUCAGUACCUGGAGUCAGUGGACCAGGGGGGCGUGGCCUGGAGGGCGGGACUACGGACUGGAGACUUUCUCAUCGAGGUGAACGGGACCAACGUGGUGAAGGUGGGUCACCGGCAGGUCGUCUCUCUGAUCCGGCAGGGAGGAAGUCGCCUGCUGAUGAAAGUCGUCUCAGUUUCCAGGAAAUCUGAAACCAACCUGAUCAGGAAGAAAGCUCCGCCCCCUCCCAAACGAGCCCCCAGCACCUCCCUGACUCUCCGAUCCAAGUCCAUGACAGCUGACCUGGAGGAGAUAGAGAAACUGGAUGAGAUGUUGGCUGGAGGUCAACAGGAAGUUGUCUUGAGGGGCCGCCCAUCGGACGAUUUCAGGGCCGCGACGGUGAAGCAGAGGCCGACCAGCCGACGAAUCACACAGGCUGAGAUCAAUUCGCUGUUCGAACGUCAAGGUCUGGUGCCGCCUUCAGCUCCAGAAAAGAGCACUAUGGCUUUACCCAGAGGGAUGUCCAGAACCAAGAGUUUUGGCACGCCGGAGGACGACAGAAUCACAGCUCUGAUCAAUGAAAGUCGGUUUCCACGGAGCUCUUCGCUGACAGACAGCUUCAUCCCUCCUCCCCCACAGACAGCCCCGCCCCCUCCCCCGUCUGCAUCCUCUACCUCCUCACUCUUCAUCCUCGACUCUGGACCUCCUCCUUCUUUUCUCCCUCCCCCUCCGCCGGCACGAGGGGACGGACUGACCCGCUCUAGUUUCAAGCCGGGGGCGGAACCGAGGCUUCAGGAGCUCUCAGAUUCGCCAACGAGGAGUCACGCCCAUGCCGAGCGGCAGAGGAAAGCAAGGUCAAUGAUCAUCCUGCAGGACACGCCUCCACCACUGCAGCCUGAUGCUCACGGUGCCCCUGCCACUCACACACUUCAUACUGCCACGCACACUGCCACACACACGCUUCACACCGCCACACACACCUCCACGCUGUCUCUCCACAGCACUAGCCCCGCCCUUGGCCACUCACCUUUGUCACGCCGCCGGGGAAGACCAAUAGAAAACCCCUACGCUAAUGUGGGACAACAGGCUGCACCGACCAAACCCCAGAGGAGGAAGUCACCAUUAUUGAAACAACUUCCUGUAGAAGAGCAGGGUCUUGGGAUCAGAGAUCAUGAUUCAUCCAAAGAAGGAAGUGGACCCAGCAGCCCCAGUAGGGCGGAGCUAUACCAGCAGCAGGUUCUUUCAGAGCGCGCUCGGGUUCAGGGCCGCCGGUCGUCUCUCUUCUUGUCAGUGGAGGGGGCGGGGUCAGAAAAUCAGGCACCGCCACUUCUGACCCAGAGCCAUUCGAUGGAUGACCUUGGCGAGCUUCCCCCUCCAGCACCGGUCCUAUCACCUUCACCGACCCCUCACACCUUCCUCCACCCACUGACGGGGAAGCCUUUAGACCCGUCCUCUCCACUCGCCCUGGCUCUUGCUGCAAGAGAGCGAGCGCUCACCGCCCGCACACCGAGCCCUGAGCCUCGGACUAAACAUGCUUCCGCCUCCACCACGCCCAUCCCCACCCCAGCUGCCAGUCCUGAGGGCAGACACAAGCGAACUCCCAUCACCACCCCGCAGAGCAGCCCUGAGCCACGAUCCAAGCGCACCACUCCUCAGACAAGCCCUGAGCAGCGAACCAAACGCACUACUCCUCAAACUAGCCCUGAGCUGAGGCAUAAACGCAUAACCCCACCCCUUUUCCCUGAUGGACAAGUAGAGCGGCCAGAAACAGAGGGAGGAGUGACAUCACCUGCCGCCCCCUCCCCUGAACGCUGGAGACCUUCCCCUUUGCCCCCACUGGCCAAUGAGGCUCAUUCUCCUCUGAUUGACAGGCGUAGAAGCCUCACAGUGGGUAGUUCAGAGGAGGAGGGAGGGGCUUAUACAGUGACACUCCCACCUGCCUUGCUAUCAUCCAGCGAUGAAGAAACUAGGGAGGAGCUGCGCAGAAUUGGUCUGGUGACUCCUCCUCCUGCCUUUUCAAGUCCUCCCGCUGCUCCUCCCCCAUCCUCCCUCACCUUGUUGCCACGACGAUCUGGGGAGGGAGGGGGAGGAGAAAGCGGUCCUGAAUCUUUGGGUAGAAGAGGAGAUGAGGAGGAAGGAGGUGACGAAAGGCUCCAUGACAGCUCCUCCUCCCCUAGUUCACUCCCACCUUCCAUCACCCUGGCUUCCCCUCCUGCUCCAUCCUCCCCAUCUUCCCCACCAGCUACUCACCCAUCUCCUUCAUCUGCCGCCACUUCCCCAUCAGGGCUGAAGCCUCGUCUUCGUUCACCUAUAGGUCGGGGACGUUCUGCACUCCGGGACCCCCUAUUGAAGCAAUCAUCGGACAGUGAGCUCCUCCCCUCUGCUGCAUCUUCAUCCUCCCCCUCCUCCCCACUUUGCUCCUCUCCCACCAGUGGUGGAGGCCGACAGCCACGCUAUUUGUUCCAGAGGAGGUCCAAGUUGUGGGGCGGUGGGGAUCAAGACCGAAGGGGCCUCAGUCCAGAGGAAGGGGCAGGCCGUCCAGCAGCACUGGGAGGCCAGGGGUCAGGAUCAGCUAUGGAUCUGACCAGCAGGUCGGCUUCUGCGCUGGAGCUGAGUGGCAGGGCAGGGUCUGGACUGGAUCUGGCUAAUCGGCUACAGCUGCUCAACAAAGACAGCCACUCUCUGGGGGAGGAGCCAAGCCCCCUCGAUCCAGGCCGCAGGUCACCAGUAGGAGGUGCCAGGUUGUUCUCCAGUCUCGGUGAACUUCACACCAUCUCCCAGCGAGGAUACGGCGCCAGCUAUACAGUCCGACCUGGAAGUCGCUACCCCGUCACCCGCCGGAGCCCUUCCCCUUCUCCGUCACCUUCUGAUAGGUCAAUGGGGCUUCCCUCUACUACCGCCCCCUGCUCUGAAAGGCCAGAUCUGAGCUCUGGUCGUGGUCUAACCAUCCUUAAGUCCUCCAGUCUCAGCCUCCCCUCAGAACCAAAGGAGGUUCGGUUUGUGAUGCGAAGCGCCAGUGCACGAACCAGAUCCCGUUCCCCUUCCCCUUCACCCCAUGCCUCGCCCUGCCCUUCCCCGGUCCUUAGCGGGCCUUUGUUGUCCCUACGACCAUGGAGGCAGAGGCCCCUAAACCUGUGGAAUAAAUAUGAUGUGGGUGACUGGCUGGAGAGCGUGGGUCUGGCCGAACACCGCCAGCGCUUCCAGGACCACGAGAUCGAAGGCUCCCAUCUCCCUGCCCUCACCAAAGAGGACUACGUGGAGCUGGGAGUCACCAGACUGGGACACCGAAUCAACAUCGAGAGGGCGCUCAGACAGCUGCUGGAAGGUUCCACUUGACCCCUCACCUCUGACGACUCACCUCUUAGACAUCCUAAACUGUAACCUCAGACCCCUGACCUCUGGUCAGACACUAGGCCAUCUCUUUGAAUAGAAUAAUCUUAGCAGUGACUGAAUCUUUAGACCUUUUUACCAACAUCCAGCUCUUUGAGUGAUCUCAAAGAUGUUCUGGUUUAUCAGCUCUUUGAUCAACACAACAGGACUGGUAGCACCUGCAGACCUCUGAUAUUUUGUCUGCCUGUUAAUGUCUGCAUGGCCCAGAAACACUCCCAACCAAAACAGUCACAUCUCCAACUUUAGAAAAUCAUGACUGUGUAGAUUCAUUCUAAGCAAAUUUACCCUUAAAACAGACGUGGUAUACUUUUAUCAAUAUUGUUCAUUGUGUUAAUGUUUUUGACCAUUUUGAGAUGAUACAUUUAUGACAAUUUUUUCUGCCAAAAAUGAAACUAAAAUCAAAUAUAAGCUAAUAUUUUAAAUGAGAAGUGGAAUCAUUUUUAUUUAUAUGCAACAAUGAAGCAAUUAAGAGACAAUUAAAAAUCUGACACCAGCAAAUGAGAUUCACUGACUUUGGUCAUUAAGAUAAGCACAUAGUUCAACUUCAGUAUUUCAUUUGGGACCAAAAUGAAGUCUAUGCUCACCAAAAUAUUAUAUUUGAAAGCUAAGAGAAUAAUUCUUUUGAAAUGUUUCACCUCAUUCGGAGUUUUGAUCCAAAACUGAAAAAUUUAGCAGCUGCUAAAAAAAUGAAAACAUUUAACAUUCCCAACUAUUAAAUAGGAAUGUUUUCACACUCAGUCAUUUAACUUGAAAUUUGUUUAUUAAUAGUUUGUUACUGAGCAAAACCAACUAUUAAAACAACAGAAUUAAUUGACUUAAUCUUGUUAGCCUGACUCUGGUUUUAGGUUACGAUGGAUUUGAUUGGCUGUUAGUUAAAAUCAGUUUUGUCCAGACUGAUUUAUCAUCAGCAGAUGAAUAACCGUACUGACUUUCACUGCAAGUUACUAAUUGUUCCUGCAGUUUAUGAAUCCAUCAGUAAACACUAAAACGUCUGGAAACACUGGCUAUAAAACCAUUACCUGAAUUGGGGUCUGGAUCAUUAGAAACAGCUCCAGCCUCUCGUGGUGAUCAAAGAGCUGAUGUGACAAUCGGACUACAAACGCACCGAGACGGUCGUUCCCUCGCGCCGUUCUGCUUCCCCAGACGAGUUUAGCUGGACUUUUGCUAGCGGAGCUGGACGAUUAGCGAGCUGCUGGGAGUCUCCAGCGUAACACCGGGAGAUUAUAGCUGAGGAUGUUUGUCCGUCCUUUUCUUGUGACUUAGCUUUUCUUUCCCAAAUAUCACUCAUGAGGAAUUUGUGUUAAUUUUUGAGUUCAUACUAUCUUAAAGCAGAUCAUUUAGAAUUUAUGAAUAACAAGUAAUAAUAAUGUGGUGGUGAUGAGUUUAUAAGAGUCCAGAAAAUGACGUUGAGUUCCUUAUGAUUUGACAAUGAGUUGAAUUUCAAGCUCAUCUCGGUGAUGUUUUUGGAAUUCAUAAUGAUUUGUCAUUGAGUGUGACUUUGUGCUGAUGUGCUAUGUGUUUCAGGGAGAGCUGCAGCAGAGCUCCAACUGUAAACCUCUCUGGUUUCUAACCUGCUUAUCGAGGGCUUACUGUACACGGUGCUAUUUGUCUAAAGCCAUCUGUACAGAAAAUACUUUCCUCCUUCCCCUCUUUAUCUUCCUCAGCCUGAUGUCCAUUAAUUAGCCCCUGAAAUUAAAUCAAAGAACGACUUUCAGUAACUGGAACAGGCCAUAAAUGGAGCUUCCUCCCUGCCAUACUGGGGAUUUUUUAUCCCUGCCAUAUGUGGAGUUUCCUCCUGACCAUAUAUAGAGUUUACAUCCAAGUUGCCCUAAAAAAAAUUAACCAUCUAGUCAUUUUAUGUUAAUUCCUCCUCAUCUAAUUAAAUAAUUCACCAUGAAAUGUUUUCAUGCUAAAUGACAGUUAAAGUGCAGAGAUGAAGAGAAUCUUUAGUGCCAGAAAAGCAGGAUUUUAACCUUUAAGCUGUGCACCUGACAGACCAUCAUCAUUACAUAUAUCAGUACAGUUCAUCCCACACAGCUACAGACUCCAAAUCACUCACCGGCACUUAAUUUAAGGCAUACUUACAUUUAUCAGCAGUAUAUAAAUAUGUAAUAAAUGACUUCAGAUGCACUUUACUGCACGAUCAUGUUGGCACCAAUGAAUGGGGUUAAUUUAAUCGAGCAUAAAACAUUUUGGUUACUCAGACUUUAAUUUCAGUUAUAGCUGGCUCGGGCUCUGAUGACAGGAAGAGAACACAAAAUGCUUGGAAACACUUUGGAUUCAAAUUAAAUGGUCAAAAAAUCUAUGAUUUGAAUAUCAUAUUGGGAUCAGUCCUGACCGACACAAUCAUCAUUGCAGUUUGUGCCAUAGUGGGUCAGCCCCGCGAGAGGACCAGAAAUGGCAGGAAAAUGCACAGACUUAUGCACACAGGUGUAGUUACGCCUCCAAAUUCCAGCUUGAGCUGGAAAAAAAAACCUGCUGUGAGACAUUAAUUACAUGUUUAUAUGCUGCUGAUAAAUGUAAAUAAUUUAUUUACCUGCGAUGGAAACUGAAGAGUGAAUGUAGGCAGAGGUGUCGUCCAAUCUCCCAGGAAGCUCUAAGGUUGUGGAAUCACUGGCUGAUGCACUUUAUCCUGAUGUGCCGUUCACACCAAACGCGAAGCAAAUUUUCACCCCCCCCCCAGCAGCCAACAGGACGAGGACACGACCACCCCACGGGCAGAAACAAGUUACCAAUCAAAUUCUUUCAUGACUUUUUCCUCCAGACUUCUUCUUUCCUCUCUGUUUCUAAAAGUGAGGUUCAACCUUUCAGCUCCUGCUGCCCUCAGACAGCAGCAAUAAGCUCCUCCCUCAUUUCUGAUAAUCAGCGACAGAUCAGCUGAUGUAGAUUCGUCUCAGUUAUUGCACACUUUGAAUGUAUGCGUACUGUGUGAAAGCUUUGCCUCACGUUUGUUGUGAACGCACCUUUAAAGGGGACUUUUAUAUUUUUAUACUGGCACUAGACUAGAGUAGUUUUGCAGAGGUCAAAGUUGAAAAUAAUCCUCAUUUAUCUUCUGCUGGCUCUUUAUACAGCCCCUCAGUUCAUCCUGUCUGAAUCAAGCCGAUUUAGCUCCGGGCUCUUUCUUUGACCGCCCACUUUCCUCUGAUUGGCUAACUUCUGGAAGCCUGCCUAGGGGCAGCACCCAGUGCUUGUGAGCUGUCAGCUCUCACUGACUUUAACAGAUAAUCUUAGAAAACAGCUGGAAACAGUAUCCAGAGCAGCCUGAGGCCCGUUUGGCUCACAGGGAUUAUUUUUACAUGCAUUUGCAUCAUUAUGGGUUUAUAUAUGCACAUUCAGCAUCACAGCAUCAUACACGUGAGAGCAAAAUAAGGAGAGGUUCAAUAUUUUACCAUAGUGCUCAUAGUGAUAUCAUUAUAAUCUGUCACGCUGAGAAAGCAGACCCGUCCACAGUGUUUAUCCUAACUUGGCCCAAAGCCUGGAAACAGGGGGGAACUGUGAGCUCCGAUGGAAGUGUAAAAACAGCCCUUCCAGCUGAUUUCAGUGCUGCACUGUUUUACUUAAUGUACUAAAACCGAGAACAAUCACGAAUGCAACUCCAACAGUCUCAUUUUUUUUCAUCGUCUUUCUACAUUUGCACAAAAAAACAAAAAAGCAGCCUGUAAACUGCUGGGAGGCGGAUUUCUCCCACUUUCAUCCCUCAGAUUUACAUCGUGAAGCUGAACGUACCAGAAACUUUAACUUUAGUUCAGACAUUUUUCCCACAGCGACUCCGUCUUUCCUGAAUAUUUUAAUUUGGUUAAAAAGAAGACGUCGCC
Messenger RNA from Archocentrus centrarchus (flier cichlid), 9511 nucleotides. It is a transcript of the gene shank3b, whose product is annotated as SH3 and multiple ankyrin repeat domains 3b. Bases 480 to 5642 code for a protein of 1720 amino acids. NCBI's taxonomy places the organism in Eukaryota, Metazoa, Chordata, Actinopteri, Cichliformes, Cichlidae. The record is from RefSeq and is a predicted model, not a curated record. Gene Ontology annotation, molecular function: ionotropic glutamate receptor binding; synaptic receptor adaptor activity. Gene Ontology annotation, cellular component: postsynaptic membrane; postsynaptic density; dendritic spine. The transcript has 26 exons.